Nycticebus coucang (slow loris) is the source of this 2850-nucleotide messenger RNA. RefSeq names its product tetratricopeptide repeat domain 14 (gene TTC14). NCBI's taxonomy places the organism in Eukaryota, Metazoa, Chordata, Mammalia, Primates, Lorisidae. Bases 90 to 2417 code for a protein of 775 amino acids. Gene Ontology annotation, molecular function: protein binding; nucleic acid binding. The transcript has 12 exons. The record is from RefSeq and is a predicted model, not a curated record.
ACGGUGCUGUGGGCUUCCGGCGGCCUCCUGAACCCCGGCUCAAGAAGUGGGUGCGGAACCGGGGCCGUCGAGCCCAGCAGUCUCUAGUCAUGGACCGGGACCUUCUGCGGCAGUCGCUGAAUUGCCACGGGUCGUCUUUACUCUCCCUGCUCCGGAGCGAACAGCAGGACAAUCCACACUUCCGGAGCCUCCUGGGGUCGGCGGCCGAGCCCACUCGGGGCCCGCCGCCCUACCUGCAGUUACAGGGCAGGAAAGAGAAGAGAUUUGAUAAUAUAGAAAUACAAAAAUUUAUUUCUAAAAAGGCAGAUUUGCUUUUUGCUCUUUCCUGGAAAUCAGAUGCACCUGCAACUUCUGAGAUAAAUGAAGACAACGAAGAUCAUUAUGCAGUCAUGCCACCUUUAGAACAGUUCAUGGAGAUACCUAGUAUGGAUCGUCGAGAGCUGUUUUUCAGGGAUAUUGAGCGUGGUGAUAUAGUAAUUGGAAGAAUUAGUUCCAUUCGGGAAUUUGGUUUUUUCAUGGUGUUGAUCUGUUUAGGAAGUGGCAUCAUGAGAGAUAUAUCCCACUUAGAAAUCACUGCUCUUUGUCCAUUAAGAGAUGUGCCUUCUCAUAGUAAUCACGGAGAUCCUUUAUCAUAUUACCAAACUGGUGACAUCAUUCGAGCUGGAAUCAAGGAUAUUGACAGAUACCAUGAAAAGCUUGCAGUGUCUCUGUAUAACUCAUCUCUUCCACCACACCUGUCUGGUAUUAAAUUAGGUGUAAUUAGUGCUGAAGAGCUUCCUUUGUACUACAGGAGAAGUAUUGAACUGAAUAGCAAUUCUUUGGAAUCCUACGAAAAUAUGAUGCAGAGUUCCUUAGGAUUUGCUAAUCCAGGAGUAGUUGAAUUCCUUCUAGAAAAACUAGGAAUAGAUGAAUCUAAUCCACCAUCUUUAAUGAGAGGCCUGCAAAGCAAAAAUUUCUCUGAAGAUGAUUUUGCUUCAGCUUUGAGAAAGAAACAGUCGGCAUCUUGGGCUUUAAAAUGUGUGAAGAUCGGAGUUGAUUAUUUUAAGGUUGGACGUCAUGUGGAUGCUAUGAAUGAAUACAACAAAGCUCUGGAAAUAGAUAAACAAAACGUGGAAGCUUUGGUAGCUCGUGGAGCACUGUAUGCAACAAAAGGAAGUCUGAACAAAGCAAUAGAAGAUUUUGAGCUUGCAUUAGAAAACUGUCCAACUCACAGGAAUGCAAGAAAAUACCUCUGCCAGACACUUGUGGAAAGAGGAGGGCAAUUAGAAGAAGAAGAAAAGUUUUUAAAUGCUGAAAGUUACUAUAAGAAAGCUUUGGCUUUGGAUGAGACUUUUAAAGAUGCAGAGGAUGCUUUGCAGAAACUUCAUAAAUAUAUGCAGAAAUCUUUGGAAUUAAGAGAAAAACAAGCUGAAAAGGAAGAAAAGCAGAAAACAAAGAAAAUAGAAACAAGUGCAGAAAAGUUGCGUAAGCUCUUAAAAGAGGAGAAAAGAUUAAAGAAGAAAAGAAGAAAAUCAACAUCUUCCUCUUCAAGUGGUUCUUCUGCUGAUGAAUCACUUUCUUCUUCAUCGUCCUCGUCCUCUUCCUCUUCCAGCCACAAAAGGCAUAAGAAACGUAAGAGGAACCGCUCAGAGCCUUCUCGCAGUUACAAAAGGCAUUCGUCUAGGGCGCCCUCAAGUCAGAUAGAUCAGAAUAGGAAAGACGAGUCCUACCCAGUUCCAACGAAUACGUCAGCAUCUUUUCUUAACCAUAAACAAGAAGUGGAAAAACUACUGGAAAAGCAGGAUAGGUUACCGUAUCAAAAGACACAGAUGAAAGAAAAAGAUAGAUGCCCUCUCUCUUCAUCUUCAUUUGAAAUACCGGAUGAUCUUGGAGGUAGGUCUGAAGAUCUGAGAGACUUUUAUGACAGCUAUAAAACCCAGGCAUGUAGUAGCAAAACAGAAAAGCCAUAUAAAUCAGAAAGACAUUUUUCCAGUAGAAGAAAUUCCUCAGAUUCCUUCUGUAGGAAUUCAGAGGAUAAGGUGAAAACUUACGGUUAUAGGAGAUUUGAAAAGGAUAUAGAGGAAAGAAAAGAGCACUAUAGAAAGUGGGAGCCGGGUUCCGUGAGGUCUUCCACUUCGCCAGCAAACUCAGACAACUCUUGGAAGUCAGUUGAAAAAUACAAAAAAUACACUUACUCUGGAUCACGUGAUUUCAAUAGAUAUGAACAAAGGUGUCGAUUAAAUACAAAUCAAGUACACUAUGAAAGAGAGGACAAUUAUGGGGAGGAUUUCAAAACAGAGGUUUCAGAAGAAGAUGAACUACACAGCAAAGAGCAUUCAGAAAGCAAAGUUAAAAAAAAUUUACCUCAGAAUUUACUCAACAUAUUUAAUCAGAUAGCUGAAUUUGAGAAAGAAAAAGGAAGUAAGCCAAAAAAUUAAUUUGCCAAGGAAAUCACCUUUACACUAAAUGCAGUUAAUUAGAAUUUGGGGGUAUUUGUUCAUAACAGUUCAGUGUAAAAAUCACUGCUCCUAAAAUUAUUUGUAUAGAUUACAGAGAGUGAAUGUUUUCUAGCUUUUCUCAAAUUUUAUUCAUUUCAGUUGUAGGUCCCUUUGUUACAGCUUUAUUUUUAGGCUUUUUAUUUGUAUGUUUAUGUACAGUAUAUUUUUUACUCUGACAAUUUGAGUUUAUUCACCUGAACAUAAUUUUCUAAAAGUAUUGUUUUUUCAUCAUAUUGUGGUAUAUGAGAAUUCCUGGGUUCACCAUGUUCUGCUGUUUGAGAGAAAAUUAAAUUUGUACAUGGAACACUUAGAUCAUUUUCAUUAAAAAUUAUUUCAUUCUUUUUUCUGUUAAAAGCCCUCAGCUUCUGAAAGA